AGUCGCACCGGAGUCGCGCGGAGACACUUUUUUUUUUAAACAAGAAAUCCCCGCACAACAGCGUGGACAUGUUGACGAGCGGAUGUAAAGGCAGGCCCAGGGUUGUUUGACUGGACUGUUUUUUUCGCUGCACUUUUAUCUCACGCGCGUUAUCCGUGCUACAAAACACGGGGUAUUAACUCAGUGGCCACACACGGCUCAGCAUGCCCGAGUUGGACUAGGACAGGCUGCCCCGGAGGAGCGCAACACUGUGGCACGGCGAGCCGGCAGGAUAUUUACAACUGAAACUCCGGUCCUUUGAGCAGGAGGAGGUGGUGAGAGAUAUCACUGGAAUGAAAUGGACCUCGGGAUUCCCAGCGUUGCAGUGGAGUUGUGACUGAUGGAUGGUCAUCUGUAGGCUAUAUACAGCAGCGACAGGUACAGGCACCAUCAGGGGAUUUGACAAAGACAAAGCGUGCGCUCCAGCUCUGCCCGUAUCCACCGCGGAGUGAAAAAUCUCUCUCCACGCACUGGUCCGGGAGGUCGUUUUACCUCUGCCACAGGUCAACCAGGACACAGCUUCUUUCCCAGUUCAGCCAAGGACACUUGGUCUGGCGCACUCACCAAAGUAGUGCCACAAUAGGAUAUGUAUUUGAUGUCGAGCUCUCAUGCUCCCGACUGAUCGAAGCUCACCUUCCCACCGGGCGAACCUCAGAUAAAGGCUGCCACAAGGCGCACCGCUGCGUCCUGACGCUCGCUUCGAGUUUCCCUCGGCUCUACACCGUCUGCACACACACUCCAGAAUGGCGGGACACGGCUCUUGGAAGUAUUACCUUUGGAUCUUUAUUUUGCUGUGCAGGUCGGCGUUACCUUCAGCCAAAUCGUUGGAGACUAUCAUCUGGAGCUCGCAGAACCCAAAAUUUCUUGCCGGAAAGGGCUUGGUGAUCUACCCGGACAUUGGGGAUAAACUGGACAUCAUCUGCCCCAAGGCGGACGCGGGCAGGGACUAUGAAUACUACAAGCUGUAUUUGGUGAAGCAGGUGCAGGCGGAGAGCUGCAGUACAGUCCUGGACCCAAAUGUACUGGUCACCUGCAACAAGCCGGAGAAAGACAUCAAAUUCACCAUCAAGUUUCAAGAGUUCAGCCCCAACUACAUGGGCCUGGAGUUUAAGAGGAACGUCAACUAUUACAUCACCUCUACAUCCAACGGCACCGUGGAGGGACUGGAGAACCGCGAAGGGGGAGUUUGCAAGAGCAGAGCCAUGAAAGUCAUCAUGAAAGUUGGGCAAGUCCCCAAUGCAAAUCCCGCCGCGCCGGAGACCCCGAAAUCAGACGUGGAGGACAAUGCCAUCCCCGAAUCCAGUCCCAGCCCAUCUGACCCUAACCGGAUAGGCCCGGUGCUGCCAGGAAACCAUGACCACAUGAACCAAGACCAGUCCAACACUUCCUCCAACACGGACGGGAUCCUGGGCUCCAAAGUGGCCGUGUUCUCCGCCAUCGCCGCCGGCUGCAUCAUCUUCCUCGUGCUCAUUCUCCUCCUGAUCAUCCUCCUCAUCAAGAUGCGCAAACGUGCCCGGAAGAAUUCCCACUCGCAACCUCGCCCCUCCGCCCUCUCCCUCAGCACCCUGUCCAACCCCAAGCUCCCGGGGGGCACGGCCGGGACCGAGCCCAGUGACAUCAUCAUCCCCCUGCGGACAGAGAACAACUACUGCCCUCACUACGAGAAAGUGAGUGGCGAUUACGGGCACCCAGUCUAUAUUGUCCAGGAAAUGCCACCGCAAAGCCCCGCCAAUAUCUACUAUAAAGUCUGACACCCUUAUACUCUCUGCUUCAUUUCUUGUGUCCUCAAUACGAAUACAUAGAGGAGCGCUUGGUUUUUGGAUGUUCAAGAACACUUUUUUUGCAUUCAGGGGGGACGUUUGUUUUGUACCACCUGCUGCACAAAUCUGGAGAGACAAGCACUGGCCAGUCACCAGCGGGGGUCCGAAAUCUCUGUUUGUUUGGAUAUGUCUGAGAAUCCCAAGCCCCCCUCUCCUUUUCCCCUUUAUCCUGUCGUAAUCUUCUAUAGCCUUCCCCACACAGAGACACUGAUACCCCCCGAUGUGUCCCUGCUGGGCUACCAUACACAGGGGUUUGGAUGGAGCGGACCUACGCGUGCGGACACUUUUUGUGGUCAUCUCCUCUUUCCCUGUGGUGUGAAGUUGGAAAACAGGCCCAGACAAGCCCCUGAAUCUAGCAUCUAGGGGUUUAUAUACAGCAAGCUCAUAAUAGUGUGAGUGCUAGCGCGAAUGCUUGUGUUAUACCAGUCUCCAGAUAGCUCAGGUAUCAGACACAGUGCGUGAACAAAACAAAAAAAAAAUCCUAUCCUAUAUCCCUUCUCGCACCUCUAAUAUUUGCCUUACUAUUUUUGAUGGAGGAUUUCCCUGAUUCAGUUCACAAAGCAGUUGUAUUUUGUUAGACUUUUUCCUACAAGUGCACAAUGUAUAGAAAAUUUCAUUCAAAACAUGUAACACGCUCAUACAUUCAUUCACAUCAUUAUCGCUCAUUUAAUCCCAUUGCAAAGACUACCUAUACCUGGACUUUUAAUGUUAAGGUGUGUUCAAUCCUCAUCUCCGCCUAUUUUAGUCUGGUAUUUAUGACCUACUUAUUCGAAAGUGUCUCCCUUAUGUGAAUGACUGUGCGGAUGGGCAUGUCCAGGCCAAUUCAGGCUUCGUUACUGUAUCCAAAUCUGCAAAAACAAGAAAGACAGUCCAGCGUGCCAAGAGACGGGCCAGAUCUUUGCAGAAAUCCUCUCGUUGGCAGUUAUUAAAAGUUUAUCAGAUAGCUAGACGGCGGGUUACGUUGCUGAGACCAUUCAACUUGUGUUAAUUUGUUUGUUUUAGCUUCUAGCACUACAGUGUAAACAUGCAACACUUGGUUUAUUGCUCGCUGCGUGGACUCAGUGGGCGUAGGUUGAAUUCCCGCAGACUAUUGGCUUUAGGUUGGCUGUCCCUGCAAAUACAAAGUUGGACAGGACAAGGAUACUGUAUUGUCUACUGCCAAUCGCCAUCUGUAGCUGUCUAAUGACUAAUCCAUGUGCUAGCGAGUUGCCCACUCUUAGCAGCAGGCAGCAGAGUCUAGCAAAACGGGACAGAAUCUAUUCCUACGACUUAACCUUAGCAGGAGGUGGCAGUCGCGAUGGGGAUAGAAGGUUCGGGAGAGGGCUAAAGUUGGAGGUGAGGUUGGUUGCAGGUAUUUUAGCAUUCAUUUUCCCCGGCCUCCUGUGCGCUGAAUAAAAAAUGCGGUGCAAAAUAUUCUCGAGCGGAGGCUGAGGGGAGGACAGUGGAGUUGGCUUUCACUCAGCCCUUGGGCAUACACAGAAUCUGGGGGUGCACCACAACUAGUCUUGCAGGAAGGUUUACCACUAUUUUUUUGCUUAAAAUGGUAGGUUCUUUUUUUUUUUUUUUUUUCUCGUAGCACACUUGAUUUUUGACUAAGUUACUACAUGCAAUGUGGCUAAAAUAUGAAUCUAAUAAGCUAGUUAUAGUUAGUGGCGCUAUUUCAAUUUACAUUUCUGCAUUUUAAUAUAUUUUAAUAUUUUGAUUUGCUGAUAACUGGAAUUUAUAGCGUUUUCUGAUGCAACCCAUUCAAAUUAAUUCAGGCUUUAGACUAGCACGAGAAACAUAGUUAUCUUCUUGUAAUAAUACUGAUUUGUAGCAAAAUAUUCAGAGUUAUCCCAAAUUGCAUCUAAUUUAAAGAAACCCAAAUCAACCAAUCUUCACUUGCAAAACCGUUUUACCUUCUGUAUGUCUGUGUGAGCGCUUGUUGUUGUCUUUUCCAUUGAAUCCCACAUCGCAAAUUGGACCCAAUCCAAGACGACUAUGUUUGUUGAAAGUUUUCCCCAUAUUUCUCGCUCAAAUUUGCCAUUUUCACCUUCUGCAUUAAUAUGUAUGUGUGAAUGUGCGUUGUAGCCUUUUUGCAACGGAGCACAAGUCUUGUUUUCCCUGGACUAAAGAGGAACUUACUUUUGCGAGGUGCUCCGAAAUAGUGCGGCUGCCAAAGCGUAGCGCGCCACAGUCUCAGUUAAUGAUGUGUGAGAAGAGGAGAGGGAAGCAGAUAAGGACAGCUAUUCCUCAAAUGCUACUAUAGCCUGACGUUUUUGCAUAUCCACGAAACGCACCGAGACUGACAAGCCCAGGUCCAUCCUCUGUCAUGUUUAGUCACCCCCAGAGACACCCCAUCACAUGCUAUGCCACUCUCAAUCCACGGAUGUGUAAAAGGUGGCCCCUGCCUCGCUUGCUUGAAGAUUUGGAGUUUUUUUUAGGGGGAAGACUUAAGACUUUUGCGUGUCGUUAACCUCGGAGUUAACAACUUUCGCAGCUGUUUGUGCGCUUUUUCUAAGACCUGCGUUUCGACUCAGCGCGGAGCCCCUCUGCGAAAGACAUCUAGAUCAAAUGUUUUCGUUUCGGAUCAUCGCGCGAUCACUCACCAACACCAGCCAAGGGACUCAUUACCAGAUCACCACCACUCCCGCCAUGCUCCUCCCAUUUUCCAUUCAUUCUAGUGACCACUUAUUAAUGUUAUUCGAAUUUGAUUAUUGAGUUAAAAAAUAAUGUAAAUAUAUGGAUAGAGCCCGAUUUUAAAGAUGUAAUUUCACCUGAACACUGCUCAUAAGAAAAUUUAAAAGAUUAGAUUUUUGUAAUGGAGGAUGUUUGUAAAUAGCUGUCUUUUUAAAAAGUGUGUUUUGUAUGAAUCCUUGCAUUUUGUCUCUGUUUGCAAUAUGUUUUCUUUAUUUUUCUUUUAGAGUUAAAUUGUAUAUUGCAAUCGACACAUAAGCUGUCAUUUUGCAGCGUCCAGUAUUGUCAGAAGUCUUUGUUACCACAUGUGUUAAAGAAACUGGGGUUCAUAUUUUAUUUUGUUUCACUAUUCAGCAGGAAAUGAAAAGAAAAAUGUCCAGGACUAAAGCUUUGAAACCAUCCUUUGAAAAUGAAUGGGUUGUUUAAACUAUGAAAGAUACAGAGACAGCACUUAGCUCUGCAUAUGAAGACUGUGUAAUCCACUGCCUUUACGUUACCUACACCACUCCUUUAUAAGCAAACAUUUGGGUGAAAAAGGAUGAUUUUAAUAGGUCUAUUGGGCCAGACAGAGGAGGAGUGGAGAGGGAAGGAGAGAGAGAGAGGGAAGAGGCGGCCAUGUUUGAUAGCGACCUAACAAAGCCGUACAAUAAAUCAUGCUUUUCUUUGGGUAUUAUCUGCUGGCGGUCCUUUGUCUAAACUCUUCUUCUUCCUGCUCCAUUGUCGUUUCUCUGUUUCCAGAUUUAGCGCGAGGAGGUCCACUGCGCCCCUCACUGUAAUGCUCAAAGCCACAGUAUUAUUUUCAAUGUGCAUGUGUAAGCAAAACCUGUUGAAUUCGUUCCCUUUGUUUUUGAAUCAUAACUGUCAGUUUUGUUAUUUUAUUUUCUUGCCAUUCACAUUUUCGCAGCUUCCCAGCGUAACCUAUUGGCACCAGCUACAAUGGAAAUAAUGUUCCACCAGUUUGGAAACUACCGCAUAUUGAUAAAUAAAAUUUUUCCCAUGGAAGUUG
Boleophthalmus pectinirostris (great blue-spotted mudskipper) is the source of this 5541-nucleotide messenger RNA. RefSeq names its product ephrin-B1 (gene efnb1). Gene Ontology annotation, biological process: axon guidance; ephrin receptor signaling pathway. Gene Ontology annotation, cellular component: plasma membrane. NCBI's taxonomy places the organism in Eukaryota, Metazoa, Chordata, Actinopteri, Gobiiformes, Gobiidae. The transcript is spliced from 5 exons. Gene Ontology annotation, molecular function: ephrin receptor binding. The coding region runs from base 783 to 1790 and encodes 335 amino acids. The record is from RefSeq and is a predicted model, not a curated record.